Molecule: messenger RNA, 1204 nt
Organism: Dunckerocampus dactyliophorus (ringed pipefish)
Lineage: Eukaryota; Metazoa; Chordata; Actinopteri; Syngnathiformes; Syngnathidae
Gene: ap1s3b
Product: adaptor related protein complex 1 subunit sigma 3b
Exons: 6
Coding region: 171-641 (156 amino acids)
Biological process (GO): vesicle-mediated transport; intracellular protein transport
Cellular component (GO): intracellular membrane-bounded organelle; membrane coat; AP-1 adaptor complex
Molecular function (GO): clathrin-cargo adaptor activity
Source: RefSeq, a predicted model, not a curated record
CCGCCCCGUGGGCAGGAAGGGCGGAGUUUAGCAACUUUCACUCAGGCUGCUGCUAACCGACGGUGGACGACGGCUAUGGAUUAAGGAUAUGUGUUCCGAAAGGGUGUUUUAACCCUUAGUGAGGGUUAAAGUACGUUUUUAAACACUCUGGCACCUUAAAAGCUGGCAAUAUGAUGCGUUUCCUGCUGCUGUUCAGCCGCCAGGGCAAGUUGCGAUUGCAGAAAUGGUACACGCCCAUGUCUGAUCGGGAGAAGAAAAAAAUCAUCAGGGACAUGACCACAACCGUGUUGGCACGACAACCACGCACCUGUAACUUCCUGCAGUGGAAAGACCUGAAGAUUAUUUACAAGAGAUAUGCAAGCUUGUAUUUUUGCUUGGCCAUAGAGAACCAAGAGAAUGAGCUGCUAGCAUUGGAGGUUAUUCAUCGUUAUGUGGAGCUGCUGGACAGAUACUUUGGCAAUGUGUGCGAGCUGGACAUAAUCUUUAACUUUGAGAAGGCCUAUUUUAUCCUGGACGAGUUCCUCAUGGGAGGAGAAAUACAAGAAACCUCUAAACAGAUUGUGAACCGCUCCAUUGAAGCCUCAGACAUGCUACAAGAGGAUGGCAACAGUGAUUGGUAUGAGGUGGAGCUGUUUGGAUGACCUUGAAUAUGGACAGACAGACAAUGGAGGAAUAUAUGAGCAAACCGGCAUUUUGACGCAGGAAAAAGGGACGUGAAGGGACUCAGGAGAAUACAGAAGCCAAAUAUAUUGUCUAUGAGUCAAAGAAGACUCCAUGGAAACUAGAUUAACUUCUCUGAAGCAUUUUUAUUGGAAGAAACCGGAAUAUUGAAUGCUUGCCUUCUGCCAUGCAAGUAAAUAUAAUAUUUCUUUCUCUUGCACGCUUCAAAGUGGAAGGGGUGUUCUUUUUAACAGCAAACACAAGAGUUGAGGUAAAAACAUUGUCGUGAUGAAAUUAUUUUAUGGAUUUCCUGAAUGUUAUUGUUAUGAAUAAUAUAUUUGAAUUGCUAAUUUAUGAUUUGUGUCUAUUUAAAGGAACACAUUCCUGAAUGAAAUUGAUAUGCAUAUUUGUUCUGUAUUAAUCUCAGAUGUAUUGCGCUUUAUUCUUUGCGCUAGCAUAGGUGUAAAAAAAACAUUGUUUUAUGACAAGCACUAUACAAAGGUGGAGCUUAUAAUUAAAUGCAACUUUUGAUAAAUUAGGAGGA